Messenger RNA from Triticum aestivum (bread wheat), 654 nucleotides. RefSeq names its product histone deacetylase HDT2-like. The record is from RefSeq and is a predicted model, not a curated record. Lineage: Eukaryota; Viridiplantae; Streptophyta; Magnoliopsida; Poales; Poaceae. The coding region runs from base 1 to 654 and encodes 217 amino acids. The transcript has 7 exons.
AUGGAUUUUGAUUCCGAGGAUGAGUCUGAGGAGGAGGAGGAGGAGGAGGAGGAAGACAAGAUCAUUCCAGCACUCACCAAGGAAAAUGGCAAACCUGAAGCCAAGAAGCAGAAGAAGCAGGUUAAGAUUGACACUGCUGCACCUUCAAAGUCUAAGGCUGCUGCCAAGGAUGUGGGAAAAUCUAACAAGGAUGAUGACAGCGAUGAUGAUGAUGAUGAUGACAGGGAUGAGGACGACAGCGAAGAUGACUCUGGUGAUGAUGAAGCAUUGAUUCCCAUGGAGGAUGAUUCUGAUGAUAGUGAGGACGGUGACGAUUCCUCUGAUGAUAGUGAGGAUAGCUCUGAUGAGGAGGAAGAAGAAACACCCACCCAAGGUACUACGGGCGAGAAAAGGCUGGCUGGAAGCGCGCUGAAGACCCUUGUUACUGACAAGAAUGCCAAGAUUGCAACACCGUCAGGGCAGAAGACAAGUGACAAGAAGGAGGUUGUCCAUGUGGCGACUUUGCACCCGGCCAAGAAGGCAGGCAAGACCCCAGCAACCAGCGACAAGUCACCCAAGUCUGGAGGGUCGGUCGCGUGCAAGUCAUGCAGCAAGACAUUCAACAGUGAGGGUGCUCUAGCUUCGCACUCGAAGGCCAAGCAUGAGGCCAAGUAA